This is a messenger RNA of Closterium sp. Naga37s-1, 843 nucleotides long. The record is from the annotation of a GenBank genome assembly. Lineage: Eukaryota; Viridiplantae; Streptophyta; Zygnematophyceae; Desmidiales; Closteriaceae.
AUGGAAGCCGGGCAAAAGGAAAUUUUCUCUGAGGGGGGGCUGGAGUCUCUUGUGGACGUCCUCCGGGCAGCAGAAAACAACGAAGCUGCCCGGGAAAACGCGGCGGCGGCUAUUUUCUGCCUGGCGAACACAGAGGAACGAAAGCAGCUGGUUACCGAGAGAGGAGCGUUACCACCGCUGGUGGGGUUGCUGCAGACUAGUACAGCUGGUGAUGCGGGGUGUCAUAGUGAGGCAACAGCAGCAAGAGCCGGAGCAGGAGCAGGAGCAUCAGUAGCAGCAGCAGAAGUAGGAGCAGGAGGAGCAGGGGAAGGGGAGGAGGAGAGAAGCAGUGAUGCCACAGAGGCAGCAGAUGGUUCAGGAGGCAGCAGGGGGGGCAGCAGAGGGGACAGUGGGAAGGAGAGCAAGGAGGUUAAUAAGGAGGGGGAAGAGCAGGAUGAAGAGGAAUCCGAACCUGUGAGAAAACCCGUCACUAUCGCUGAUUUCAUUGCCACUGGUGCAGUGCCUGUUCUCACCGGGCUCUUACAGUCGUCGGAUCAAGGGCUGGAGGAGCGAUCAAUGGCCAUCCUUUCUCUCCUCUCCAAGUUCCCCGAAGGCCGGCGGGCCAUCUGGGAAGCAAACGGCGUGGAGGGUGUGUGUGAUGUGCUGGAAAUGUCGUCUCAGAGGGCUAAGGAGGAGGCAGUGGCAACGCUGCUGCGAAUGGCUGGGAGUGAUGCGGCGGUUAAGGCGGUGUUGGUUAGAGAAGGCGUGAUACCGGCGCUUUAUAAGAUUCAUAAGGAGAGCGAGGGGAAUGCAGGGGUGAAGGCUAAGACUCUGCUUGACAUGCUGCGGACCACCGGGAAGUAA